Messenger RNA from Gekko japonicus, 587 nucleotides. RefSeq names its product 3-hydroxymethyl-3-methylglutaryl-CoA lyase-like 1 (gene HMGCLL1). The record is from RefSeq and is a predicted model, not a curated record. Gene Ontology annotation, molecular function: hydroxymethylglutaryl-CoA lyase activity. Bases 51 to 587 code for a protein of 178 amino acids. NCBI's taxonomy places the organism in Eukaryota, Metazoa, Chordata, Lepidosauria, Squamata, Gekkonidae. The transcript has 5 exons. Gene Ontology annotation, cellular component: cytosol; endoplasmic reticulum. Gene Ontology annotation, biological process: L-leucine catabolic process; ketone body biosynthetic process.
CCUUGCGGCCACUGGAAAGCGUGCGCCCCAAGACGGGGUGGGGGGUGGCCAUGGGCAAUGUGCCAUCCGCGAUGAAACACUGCCUCAGCUACCAGCAUCUCCUCAAAGAGCAACUGUGGAUUGGGGAGCCUGCUCUGCAGCCGCCCGAGCAGGAAUUGCUCAUAAGUGGAUUUCCUGAAUUUGUUAAGGUUGUAGAAGUUGGUCCAAGAGAUGGAUUGCAGAAUGAAAAGGCUGUAGUCCCUACAGAUGUCAAAAUAGAGUUAAUUGACCGACUUUCUAAAAGUGGUUUGCCUGUCAUAGAAGUGACGAGCUUUGUUUCUUCAAAAUGGGUACCUCAAAUGGCAGAUCACACAGAAGUAAUGAGAGGAAUAGAAUAUUAUCCUGGAGUCCGAUAUCCAGUACUGACUCCUAAUCUUCAAGGUUUCCAUUCUGCUAUUGCUGCUGGGGCAACAGAAGUGUCCGUCUUUGGUGCAGCAUCUGAGUCUUUCAGCAAAAUGAAUAUUAACUGCACCAUAGAAGAAAGCAUGGACAAAUUUGAAGACGUUGUGAAAUCAGCAAGGAAUAUGGACAUACCAGUGCGAGGGUAA